Molecule: messenger RNA, 5328 nt
Organism: Anas platyrhynchos (mallard)
Lineage: Eukaryota; Metazoa; Chordata; Aves; Anseriformes; Anatidae
Source: RefSeq, a predicted model, not a curated record
GGGGCGGGGCGGGGAUCAGGGGCCGGCGGCUCGGGGCCGUGCCCGGGGGCUGCCGCCAUGCGCCGGGGGCUGCCCGCGCUCCGCGGCCUCCUCGGGGGCGGCUCCGCGGGGCGGCCGCUCCGGCUCCUGGCGCCCAGCGGGCCCGAGCCGCCGGCUGAGGGCAGCGGGGGCGGCCAGCUCAACGUUCUGCCGUCCUUUGGGUUUCUUUUUGACAUUGAUGGUGUACUAGUACGAGGAAAGACUCCGAUACCUGCUGCAAAAUCGGCCUUUCAAAAGCUAGUUAAUUCUCAGGGACAAUUCUUGGUGCCUGUGGUAUUUGUCACCAAUGCAGGGAACUGCCUUCGCCAGAAAAAAGCUGAUCAGUUGUCUCAUAUACUGGGAGUUCCAGUUUCCCAAGACCAAGUGAUGAUGUCACACAGUCCUCUGCGGAUGUUCAAACGUUAUCAUGAAAAAUGUGUUCUUGUAUCUGGACAAGGACCGCUUCUGGAUAUUGCUCAAGACCUUGGUUUCAGUCAACCCAUCACCAUUGAAACAUUGCGGGAGAAAUACCCUUUGCUGGAUGUAGUUGACCAUGACAGAACACCUGAUGUUUUGUACCCCUCUGCUGUGGAGCUUCCCAAGAUUGAGGCUGUUGUCUUGUUUGGGGAGCCAGUCAGGUGGGAAACCAACCUUCAAUUGAUCAUAGAUGUUUUGCUGACAAGUGGCUAUCCUGGAAAUCCGUAUCACCAUGAAAAUUACCCUCAUAUACCUGUACUGGCUUGUAAUAUGGAUCUGAUGUGGGUAGCUGAAGCACAGUCUCCAAGGUUUGGGCAUGGAACAUUCAUGGUUUGUUUGGAAAACAUUUACAAGAAGAUCACUGGCAAAGAUCUGAAAUAUGAGGCCUUAAUGGGCAAGCCUAGUGAACUGACCUAUCAGUACGCAGAAUACCUUAUCAGGACUCAAGCAGCAGAAAGACAAUGGAAGCAACCUAUUCAAACUCUUUAUGCUGUUGGAGAUAAUCUCAUGACUGAUGUCUAUGGUGCUAACCUUUACAAUCGCUAUCUUGAAGAGAAGAACUCCAGAAAAGGUUCAAAAACACAGAUUCAGGCAAAAGUUGCUGGAGGCAGAGGGUCUGCUGCUCUCUCUCAGGAUGAUGAAAUAGACAACAGUUGGGAGAAUGAAUUGGCAUCUGCUGCUGCUACCCACUGUAGCAACCACAACUGACAUAGAGCUAGCAAUGGAGCCUGAAAGCAAACUGUUUCCUCAUUGCCAUGUUCCAGUGUUAAUGCAUACUGAACACUUUCACUGCAGAAUUUGAAAUACUACUGAUGUUAGUGGUAUAGCAUCUCUUUGCCAGAGGUUCUCACACUUUGCAAGGUGAGUAGAAAAGCAUGUGUUCCUCCCUCAAUGAGUCCCAGUCUAGUUUGCACUUUAAUUUAAAAUUCUAGAGAAAAUGUUUGUGCCAAAAUGCUUCCAUACCAGUCUACUUUCCUGAAUUCCAGCAAAAGACUUGUCAUCUUUACCUUUUUUUAGUAUGACUGCUGAAAAAGCAGGCAUUAUUGUUCAUUAUACUGUUUGAUGUCUUACAAACGAAGAUACUACACUGACACUUCUUAUUUGAAUUUUGCCUCCUGUUCACUCAGGAAGUGGUACAGAUGAGAACUGCAAAAAAGAAGUGUCAAAACAUUGCAGUAGAGUUACUAUUGCAAUAGCUAACAUUACCUUGAUGUGGAUGAUGUGGUCGCAAAGCAGUUUACUGUACUAAUGGGGGAGUCCUGGGCAGGCACAGAAACAGGACUUUCAGGGAAAAAAAAUGGUAUGAAUUUGGGAUGCUUCUGUGGACUGAAUUCCUGUGAGCUGCAGAAGUGGAUGAGAUGCUUUCCUGGAGUACUUCUGCCUUCGUCCUGUGAGAGGAUGCAUGUGGCAUGCUUUCUAAAAGCUAAAAAAAUGCAAUGGUCCAGGCUUAUCUGCCAUAAAUAUGAACAGAUAUUAAUUGGUAAUUACCUUUGUUUUUCACAUAAACAAAGUGGUGCAUGCUCCUCAACAUUCCAGGUUGGAUAUCAGGAAAAGGUUCUUCACUGAGAGGGUGGUUGCUCACUGGAACGGGCUCCCCAACGAUGUAGUUACAGCACCAAGUCUUUCAGCGUUUCACAAGUGUUUGUACUAUGUUCAUUAGCAAUAUGGUCUGAAUUUUGGGGUAGUCCUGCAUGGAGUCAGGAGCUGGGGCCUUGUGGGUCCCUUCCAACUUGGGAUAUUCUCUGAUUCUAUGAAAAGCUGCGUGAAUACAGCUCACAAGUAUUUCUCAAAGGAAUUUUUUUCUCAAAUGGACCCAGUGCAGCCCAUAUCUAGCUGCGAGCAGCUCCUGCUGAGGGACUUGUUUUGCCCUUGGAAAAAUCCCUGCCACUUGCAGACACAACUGCCUUUGUAACUGUAGUCGGGUUUUUGUUUUUCACCAAAACUGAAGAAUAUUGAACCCCAAAGUAUGGGGAAGUUCAUUAAGAAGUGAAUUUAUUUGUGGAACGAGGGGAUACCUCCUGAGAAGCAGAAUCUGCGCCAGUUUUUGUACCACAUUCUCCAGGGGCACGAAACCCCGGUCAGGUUUGCUCUGAGGGCGGCCGGCGGGAGGCGCUGUCCGCCAUCUUGGCUUUACCUCAGCCCAGGCACCGCGCCGCGCAGGCAAAGCAGGGCAAGUCAGAGCAUUGCGACCCUCUUCUGUCUCCGUGGAUUUAUUUAUUUAUUUAUUUAUUUAUCAAUAUAUGCUUUAUAAGUAGUAAAAUGAGAAACCAUUGCCCCCACACAGUUCUCCAAGGCCUGGUAUAUUUCAGUUCUCCAUCCUCGUGGACAGAACUCCAGCUCGGUAAGGGUUAAUAUAAGCUGGGCAGACCUUGAAAAAGACAAAAUGCUUAAAAAUAGUAAGAGACAGUGUUCACUUAAAAUUCUAGCAUCUUCUAAUUCCCUUCCUCUUUUGAUUCCAAACAAGUACUAGGCAUUUGAUCCCUCCUUAGUAAGUUUUUCCUGUCAGGAACCAAGAAAUUUUGCCCAAGGAAUUUGAGAGAUGAGCUCAGAGUUUGGUGCUCUUAAAACCUCUCCCAGCUGCUGACAAAGACACAUCUUGCUAUAGAUAAUUUCAAAUGAAUCAGAAGUGUUCAGUUUUGGCAUGAGCUAUGAUUUUAGCUAUGUUUAGGGUUUGUGUGUUUUUCAAAAUUGUUUGGACUUUGUUCAACAAGAAAAUAAGCAGCUGGGGCAUGGAAGUGACAGUGUUGUCUUUUCAUAUAAAAUGUGGGAAGGUCAUGCAGUUGAAAGGCUCUGGAACAUUUGGUUUUUGUUUCAUCAGUGGAUGGAUUUGCAGAGAGGCUGGUAUCAUACCACAGCCCUGUUUUCUUUGCACUGUAUUUUCAGAACUUCAAUUUGUCGUCUCUUGGCUCAAAAAAUAUUUUGAGGUGACGCAUAGAAAACUAACAGAAUGAUUCACAGAAACAUGUUGCUAAACUUGGAUUUUGCCAAUGUAAGUAAAUUUGUUCCCUACAGCUACAACUGAAUCUCAACUGGGUAAAUUAAUUGUUAGAAGCAAUUAUUUUCAGAGUGCAGUUUAUCAAGUUCCAAGCACAGUAUCAGCACGUAGGGAUACGGAGACAACACAGUGCGGCUUCAUACUAUCUGAAUAGGGUUUUGUACCCUGAUGUGCAAAUACAUUUGAAAUUGAUGCACAUAAAUAUUGUUUUAAAUUAUCCUAAUUGCACAGACAGCUGAAGGUAUGUGAACUUGCCCAGACCUUUGGUUCUGUAGUUGACUGAGUCUGUGUUCAGAUCUUUUGUAUAUACAAGGUUGGAUUUUUGGGUGAUGAAAUAUAUCCUGUGUUCAACAUUGAAAUAGCCUGCAUGUUGAAAGUUUCAAAAGAGUAUUUCUGUGGUCGAUUUUGUGAAUAAAACAGAUCAGUAGGUAUUCCAAAUAUCUCAGGUGGUACACACACAGUAAACCCAAAAAUCUGAAAAUCAGCUGAGCCAGAAUCUUUUACUGAUCUUAAUUAAAAGUUAUCCCUCCUCUUUGAUCUUGAAUGUCAGGCUCUGAAUCCUUGAUUGUGCUAACCAUGUAGAGUUAAGCACCCACAUGGGUUUACUAGAGAUUAACCUCUUGUAGCAGAAGCAGUACCUGUUGAAUAGGUAAGAAUAUUUCUCAGAGUAAGAAAUGGAUUUUCAACAGGACUUGAGGCUCAUUGUUUUUUUAUGGAAAUAUAUCUAUGGAUGUGUUUUUGCUAGUUUAACAGCUGAGAUCCUGACCGUAGAUGGGGGGGGGGGAAAAUACUUAGUGAAUUUACACACUAAAAAAUAUUUUUUUGCAGAUUAAAGCUACAUAAUAAAAUCCAGCUUGCCUUACUGACAAUUAAAAAAUGGUUGUGCUAUAAAUAUCCUCCUGUAUCCAAACUAUUCCACAGUCCUAGAUAAUUCAAGGAAAGGUUUAUAGAAAUGUAGGAAGUGCCUUUGAAAUGUUUGUUAUAUGCAUCUGUAAUAAACCAACUAAGCAAUUGUCCUGGAUUUUUUCCACAAGAAACUGAAGGAGACCUGCUAAUGCUUUUAAUUUGUAAGUUGCACGCACUUACUGAAUUUGUAAGGGCAGCACAGAUCAGAGCAGGGGGUUGUUUUUUCUUGAUGUGUUUGUUUGUUUCUCAGCAUAACAUUUUCUGACUAGGUUUGCCUGUUCACAGUUUUAAGGGUGUGCAAGGGGAGAUUUUGGCUGGUGUUAACAGUCUGUUUAGUUCAUCUACUGAUGCUAGAAUUAAAGGGACAUGUAAAAAGAAAGGGGUGUUGUUUCGUUUAACUUACAGCAAUCAAAUAAAAUCCAGGAUCUAAAUGUCCCCUAGGGAAGGCAGUUUUAAUCACAUUGUUUAUAUUUGACUGUAAACACUGAAAAAAGUUAUUUGCACCCCUAGUUAUACCUCUAGUCUUCCAUUUGCACAUGGAAGACUUUGAAUCAAUUCUAUGUGCAUUCAUUUCUGUAAGGGAUGAGCAGUUGUAGGUAUUAGAGGAAGAAUUAAGUACUGCUUGUUUAAUGGAGUACGUUGAACUACCUUGUGUUAAAUUAGAAGACCAUCACAGCACUAUAGAAUAGGAUAGAGAAUUUCUUAAAAUCUUGAUUUUUGUCUCUGAUAAACUAAAGCAAGGUACAUGUAUAAAAUAACAAAAGAUACUAAUUGCCAGAUGUUUACUUUAAUUAAACCUUUUUAAUGAUACACAGUACAAUGUAUCCACUACACUACAAUUCACAACAAAAAGCAGGUUUCAUAUCUGUUUAAAAAUAUUUUUCAUAAUGAAUUCAUAAAUAGAUGGAAGUAAAGUAUAAAAAAAAAAUACU